Ceutorhynchus assimilis (cabbage seed weevil) is the source of this 2710-nucleotide messenger RNA. The record is from the annotation of a GenBank genome assembly. Lineage: Eukaryota; Metazoa; Arthropoda; Insecta; Coleoptera; Curculionidae.
AUCAAAACUCAGUCAAGUUUGUCGUAAAAUAAUUGUUUGAUUCAUAUCCGUUUGCGUGUAAAAUUUACGAAAGUGCAAUUAUGUUUGAGGAUUUUCUCUAAAUUAAUUUGUAAACUAUGACAUCAUUUAUUGAAAAGGAGCUAGAAGAUUUUGUAGAUCCAGAUGAAGAACCUCAUUUUGUUAGAAAAACAACAUGGAAAACAAUAAUUUGCACCAAAUUAGCUAGAGGUCUCAUAAUUGUUCUAUUUUUGGCUAUAGUUGUACCAACUUUAGCUUAUUUAUUUGUUAUAUCCAGAAACGUACCCAGUGUAGAUGAACAGGAAGAUUACUAUUGUCUUAUCAGAGAAGAAUAUAGAGUACCUUGCGGUAAAAUCGGCAUAACUUCAUAUGAAUGUGAAAAAAUAAAUUGCUGCUUUGAUACCACAACUGGAAAAUGUCAUCAUUUUUUACCAUCAAAAUACUUCUACAGACCUGAUCCAGGUAGUGAUUCAUAUCAAACCUCUCAAGCCAGUUCCCCAGUGGGCUCGAAAGCUUUACAAAAUCUCAAACUUACCAUCCAAAAUAAGACUUCCAACAGAUUAUCUCUGAUAAUCCACGAGCCAUCUGAAAUCGUCAAGCCCAUAAGCACCUCUGACCCAAACUAUUCAAUAACUCAAGCUUCCAAAAAGCUCAUUGUUGAAGUAUUUGAUAAAGAUGGAGAUGCGAUAUUUACAAGUGCCAAAGGAGCUUUGAUCGCCUCUGAAAAAUAUUGGGAAUGGUCGUUUCAGCUUUCUAAUGACACCUUGUUCGGGUUGGAUAGAAAUUUGAUUAAGUUGAAUGCUGAUCAGAAUUUAACUAAAGUGAUUUAUAAGAAUAGGGACGAUCAUUCUACUUUACCGGUAUUUUGGGCGUAUCAGAAUGGAAAAUUUCAUGGCGCAGUGAUCAAGCAUGAUGGUCCUUUGGAAAUAGAAGUCCUCUCCUCAUAUACUGUAAUAUUGAGAAGCUUGCUUGGUAAAAAAAUUGAAGUUGAGUUGUCUUUAGGUCCAACUCCAGCAGAUUUAUAUAGAGACCAAACAGUAGAUGAUAUUGUAGUGCCUCCUUUAUGGUUUUUGGGUACUCAUAAUUGUAGAAAAGGUGAAAGCACAACUUUGAGCGAUUUAUUAAAAAUUUACUCGGCCAAUAAUAGUUCGAAUUUAGACACGGAUUGCAUCCAUGAAAAUCUUUUUGUUACCUUGCAAAACAAAACCCAAUCCCAAGAUGACGUGGAUUUGUUAAAAACUUAUGUUGUCGAUAUGUUUGCUAAUGGUAAAAAGUUUAUGUUUUGUCUACCCCCACAGAUUUUAAUUCACGAAAACAACGAACUCUACAUUAAAGCAAAAGAGCUGGGCAUUCUUUACAAAAACGAAAAUGGAUCCAUUUAUGAAGGUUCUUACCUCAACCAGCCUGUAGUUUAUCCAGACUAUUCGGCAAAUUCUUCUGAAUAUAUGGAAACCUUAAUAAAAUGGAUAGAUACACACCUAGGAAUGGACUAUAUUAGUGGUUUUAUAUUAAAUGAUAAUUGGCCAGAGGAUGAAAGUUUCAUCAAAGUUCCAAGUUCAAGUUUUCCAUAUUAUACUCAGGAAAUAAACAAUCAAAUGCUGUAUACGCUUCCCUGGUACCUAAAAGGCCAUAACCAAGUUGCCCAUUAUGAAAGUCACAACUUAUAUGGACAAUAUCAAGAUGAUGCUUUAAGUAGGGUAUUACCAGCCUCGCAAUCUUUGAUAAUAGCAUCAACAAAAACUUAUGGCAACACUGAGCCAGUAAUUUCUGAUAAUUUUGAUACUUCUUGGGAAAAUUUUAAGCUGUACUUAAAUAGAAUUUUGUUUGGGAGUAUUACUGGUAAUCAAAUGGUUGGCUUACCAAUAUGCGGAGAUACAGAUAAUUACAACAAAACAUUACAUCAGGUUUUGUGUUUGAGAUGGUAUAUUGCAGCUGCUUCUAUGCCAUAUUUUAGAGUAAUUUCAGGUGAUGUUUUUAGAGAUCCUGCGAAUCUCAAUUCUCAAUACGCAACUCAAGCAGUUGAGGCCUCUAUUAAAAGAAGAGCCUUAUUGCAGGACUAUUUUUAUACUAUAAUGAAUAAAAAUGAGCCAUUAGUAAGGCCCAUGUAUUAUGAUUAUUUUAAUAACACAGAAACGUUUUCUUUGGAAAGACAAUACACGAUUGGAAAAGACCUAAUGGUAGCUCACCCCCUAAGUAGUGGACGUAUUGUUUUGCAAGUAUACUUACCACCAGAAAGAGGAGUUUGGUACGAAUUCUGGGGAGGCACCAUUUUUAAACCGCUUCAAAAAAACAGAUAUUAUAUGGACAUUGAGACAUUUGAAACUGAUUGGACUAUGUUGGUUGCACAAGGCACGAUUGUUGCUUUAACAACUUCUACAGAUAUUCAACUUUACAUCGCGUUGGAUUGUUCUAUGGAAAGCAAUUGUACUGCAUCAGGUGAUUUGCUAAAAGAUGGUAAUAAUUUUACGUUUUUGGCUACGAAUAGUUCAGUAACAAUAAAAAAUAUACCAGCUAGUUGUGGUUAUUUUGUAACGUUUUUGAAGGUUUAUAAUUAUACGGAUAGUAGUUUGUAUUCGAAAAAUGCGGAGUUGUGUAAAGAAGGGCACGGAGAUUCUUUAGCUAUAAAUUAUAGUGAGGAUACAUAAGAUUUGAAUUUGCAAUUAUUCUAAAAUGGUAAUAGAUAAGUUUAUAA